AUGGCGACAGAGGAGGAUGGGGCUGGGCGAGUCCGACAGCUGCAGGAGCAGCGGAUGGUAGUUCAAAAGAAAACGUUCACCAAGUGGAUGAACAGUGUCUUCCACAAGAAUGGGGAGAAAUUGGAGCUGACUGACGUCUAUACUGAACUUAAAACCGGAGUAGUUCUGAUCCGUCUGCUGGAGCUCAUCGCCAACGAGAAGUUGCCAUCGCGGAGCCGAGGCAAGCUAAGAGUCCACUUUCUGGAGAACAACAGCAUUGCCAUCAAUUUCCUCAAAACCAAAAUUCGGGUGGAUCUAAUUGGUCCAGAAAAUGUGGUGGAUGGGGAUCGUACACUGAUCCUGGGGCUGCUGUGGAUCAUCAUCCUCAGGUUUCAGAUUGGACAUAUUAACCUGGAAGAGGGGAACAGCGUAGCUCAUCGCUCAGCCAAGGAGGCUCUGCUGAUCUGGUGUCAGAGGAAAACAUCAGGCUACAAUGGUGUUGACGUGCAGGACUUUUCCUCCAGCUGGAGGGAUGGACUUGCCUUCAAUGCUCUUAUCCACGCCCACCGACCUGACCUUUUUGACUACCACCAUUUUCAUGGCGAUAACCCCCAGCGUAAUCUGGAGCAUGCGUUCACUCUGGCAGAGCGGGAGUUCAGUAUCAUGCAGCUUCUGGAGGUGGAUGACAUCAUGGUCGCUCAUCCUGAUGAAAAGUCCAUCAUGACCUACGUGUCUCUGUACUACCACUACUUUUCCAGGAUGAAGCAGGGGCAGACCAUCCAGAAAAGACUUGCCAAGAUUGUUGGGAUGCUCAUGGAGCUGGAUGGCAUGAAGAUCCAGUAUGAAAGAAUGGUCUCAGAUCUGCUUCGCUGGAUCAAAACUAAGAUGGUGCAGCUGAAUGACAGAAGAUUCCCAAACUCUUUGAGGGAGAUGCAGAAACUGAUGAGCGCUUUUAAGACCUACAGAACUGUGGAGAAACCUCCCAAAUACCAGGAGCGUGGGGCAAUUGAGGCCCACUUGUUCAGUCUGAGGACUCAACUGGCAGCCAACAACCAAUGGGCUUAUAAUCCUCCAGAGGGUAAAACUCUGAAUGACAUAGAGAAGAGCUGGGCUAUGCUGGAGAGGGCGGAACAUGAACGAGAGCGAGCCCUACAGGAAACGCUGCUGCGCCUGGAAAGCCUGGAGCAACUUGCACAGAAGUUUGCCAGGAAGGCGGCUCUGAGGGAGGGCUAUCUUGAGGACACACUGCGUCUGAUCCGGAGGCAGGACAUCCGAGGUCUGUCCACACUGGAAGAGACUCAGGCAGCUGGCCGACGUCUGGAGGCCUUGGCUACCGAUGCACUGGCCAGGGAGCCACGCUUCACGGCCCUCAGAGACAUGGCAAAAUCCAUAGAGAAAGGAAACUACCACAGCAAGGAGCAAGUCAUUAGGAGGGAGGAGAACAUUAGCCAUCGAUGGAAGGACCUGCUGCAGCAGCUCCAAGAACAGAGGAUGCUUUUGGGAAAUGUAGUUGAAACUCUGAGCAUCCUGCGGGACAUUGAGCUUGUCUCCCAGGAACUGAAAGAACUACAAUCCCAAGCCAGUUCUUCUGAACUGGGGAAGCAGCUGACGGAGGUGGAGUCUCUUCUUCAGAAACAAGAUCUCCUGGAAGCUCAGAUCUCAACUCAUGGUGAAACCAUCACUACAAUCAGUAGCAGAGCUCUGAAGGCAAAAGUAAGGGAUGGGCAGCAGAUUCAGAGCAGAGUGAGAGCUCUUGACACUCAGUAUAAAUCGCUGGUGUCUCUCAGCAGCAGAAGGAGGAGGCAGUUGGAGGCUCAGUUGAAGUUGUUUGAGUUCUUCUAUGACUGUGAGGAGUUGGAGGCCUGGAUCUAUGAGCGCUGGUUAAAGCUGCAGACGGCUGGACUUGGACGAGACCUCAACCACAUCCAGGUGGCCGAACACAAGCACAAGGUGCUGGAGGCGGAGGUCCAGGCCCAGGAGUCUUUGUAUAAAGGUGUCCUGGGUCGAGGUCAGGAUCUGCUCUCCAAACAGAGUCAGGAGAAUCAGCAAGCUGUUCAGAAGUGGAUCAGGACUCUCAAGAAGCAGUGGAGCCACCUGACUGACGAGGUGACAGGACACCGCGACAGACUGCAGGCUGCUGCUACCAUAAAGCAGUAUUUUGCAGAUGUGGAGGAGGCUAACUCCUGGCUAGGUGACAGGAAGCCACUGCUGAUAAGCGAGGAUCAUGGGAAGGACGAUUCCAGCACAGCGGUGCUUCUGCAGCGCCACCUUCGUUUGGAGAAGGAGAUGGCAGCGUAUGCCUCAGAGAUAAAGAGACUGUCAGAACAGUCAAAGACUGCAGCACAGCUGACGGCACUGACUGCAGAGCCUCAGCAAGGCAAGAUGAUCCAAUAUAGUGAUUCCUCUGGGGAAGAGGAGAAGGAGGGGCAAGGAGCACGAACCUCACUAUCCAGUACCAGAGGUGGGAAGGGCCCUGUAAGCAUCCCCCCUCAGAAAGAGGAAAUCAAGGCCAAAGUCCGCUUCAGAUACAGCAGAGGUCAGUUUCCGUGGGACCGCAAUGAGAUUGUGACCAUCAUCAGCAGUGAGCCGGAUGGAGACAGAGUUGUGGCCAGAGACAGUGGAGGAAACCAGCAGUCCAUUCCCAAAACCUACCUGAAUAUGCUGCCAUCCAUGUCAAUAACUUUAUCACACCCUCUUCAGGUUCCUCCACCCACUCCACCUGCCUCAGCCAAUGAUAUGCCAGAAAGCUCAAGCAAGAAACUGAGUCGUCCUAGGCGAAGACGCUCUAUGCGUCGCGGCACAGCCGAGAUCCAAACCACAUGGCUGCCAGACCCCGAGUACCAGAGAGAUACUGUGGAGAGCACACAGGGCAGGUUGGACCAAGAGUACAAUUUCUUGUACAACCUGGUGAAGACAAAGACAAAGAGCCUGGAGGAGAUACUGCGUCUCCAUCGAUUUUACAACAGCUGCCAUGAGUUUGAGUCAUGGAUGGAGGAUAAGGAGAACAUCCUCAACACCUUCAGCACUGAUGGUGACAAUCUAGCAGUUGUUCAGGCCAAAUAUGAGAACUUUCUGACUGAGUUAGCGAGCGGACGAGGUCAGCUGGACGAUAUCAUCAAAAUGGCAGACGAGCUGGUGAAGAGCCAGCACAGUAAACAGAAAGAAAUCCGAUCCAGAAAGAGGAGUGUUUCCAAAAGGUGGGAUCGGAUUCAGCAGCUGAAGGAUGACAAAGGAAAGGAGCUGCUGAGUACGGCAGACGUGCAGUCCUUCCUGCAUAGCUGCGAGGAGGCUAAAGCUCAGCUGCAGGGUGAGCUGUCCCAGCUUGACGAAGUGGACAUGGGCUGCACCCCCUUCACUCUGCUUGCUGAGGAGAAGAACCAGAUUCGGGCCCUUAGAGACAUCAAGAUGCUUGAGGGGAAGAUUGCUUACCUGAAGAGCGUUGCAAAGAUGAAGCAGGACUGCAGUCCGGCAGAGAGUGCGGCCAUUAUGGAGGAGGUUCGAGGUUUGGAGGCUCUGCUGGAUCAGGUGAAAUGUCAAGCAUCAGACAGACAGCACCAACUGGAGGAGGCCCGCAGGCUGCAAAGUUUCCAGCAGGAGGCCAAGGAGCUAGAGCGCUGGGCGGGUUCAGUUCAGGAACGGCUCCUGCAGGAGGAGACAGCGAGCGACGUGGCCUCGGCUGUCACGCUGCUGGAGCAACACCAGGAGCUGCAACUAGAAAUGGAGACACAGAGGAGCAGGUACUGUGUCUCUCCCACUGUGUGUGUUUUUGCCAGGCUGAAGGAGAUGGAGAACUUAGGGAAAUCUCUGCUGCAAGGAUCAUCCAAUGGGAAAAUCGGCGGUGUUGACAUCCAACAAAUCCUUGAUAAUCUCAGUGCUGAAAGGACUAGGCUGGAGACGCUGUGGGCUAGUAGAAAGCAGCAUUUGGAGCAGGGUGUGGAGCUCCAGAGGCUGAACCAAGAGGGAGACCGGAUUGAAGCAGCAUUGUCUGGACAUGAAGCCCGACUAAAAGUCCAAGAUCUUGGGGACUCAGUAGACAGUGUGCACAGUCUACUGGGGCGACAAGAUGAACUUGAAAGUCUUCUUAAGGCUUUGGAUCAAAGAGUGGAUAAAUUCACUGAGCGCAGCAAGGAGCUUAUCGACCAGCAGCACUUUGCUUCAAAACACAUUAAGGAACGGAGCAGGAGCAUCCAAAAAGCCAACAGGAGGCUGAAAGAGAGCUGCAGGAAGAGGAGGAACCUACUGCUGGACUCCAAGAAAUACCAGGAGUUCCAAAGAGAUGCAGAUGAGCUGCUGUUGUGGAUGGAGGAGAAGUUUAAGGUGGCAGAGGACGAGUCCUACCGAGACCCCACAAACAUCCUCUGGAAGCUGAAGAAACAUGAAGCGGCUGAGAAGGAGAUGCAGGCCAACCAAGUCUGGUUGGAUAGACUUGUUCAGCUGGGAGAGGAGAUGAUUGCUGAAGAGCACUACAACAGUCAGAGCAUCAGCAGGAAGUCUUCUCAGCUCACGAGUCGGUGGAAAAGACUGCAAGGCAAGAUGGCUGACAGGGGGGACAGGCUGAGACAGGCAGGGCAGCAGGAGCAGCUGAUGGAGCUUUUGCAGGAUGCCAAGCUGAAGAUUGAGGCCAUCCAGUGGAUGCUAAACAAUGCUGCCAAAGGUCACGACCUGCGCUCCAGUCGACAGUUGCUGAAGGAGCAUCAGCAGCUGGAGCAGGAGGCCAAGGAACUGGCAGAGAAGAUCAACUCUAUUGUGAGCAGGGCCAAACAUCUCGCUUCCAACCACUUUGACUCUCAAAGGAUCCUCCAGGAGACAGACGCCUAUCUCACUUUAUUCAAGUCCCUGCAGAAACCUCUGGACGAGCGUCGGGCACAACUGGAGGCAUCUGUGGUGCUGUUUGGAUUUUAUCAUGAUGUGGAUCUCGAGCUCAACUGGAUCUCUGAGCAUGUUCCUGCCUCUGGAUCUACAGGAUACGACAAAUCUCUGGCUGGGGCCCUCAGCCUCAUGCAGAAACACAAGGAGCUGCAGGCCGCAGUGAAUGCACAUAGAAAACACCUGAACCACAUUCUGAAGAAAGGGCGCAGCCUAGCCAAAUCCAACAAGUCAGAAAGAGAGGAGGUGCUGCAGAGGUGCGACCACCUCAAUACAGAGUGGGAGGAGCUUGAGGAUGCCUGCAAAAAGAGAGCAGCUCACCUCAGCAAGGCUAUUACCAGAGAACAGCUGCUGUUGGACUGCUCAGAGCUGGAGUCCAGACUCACAGAGAUGCUCAGUCUGGUGAACAUCGACGACUAUGGCAAAAACCAGCUGGCCACACAAAGCCUCAUUACUAAACACCAGGUGCUGGAAGGACAACUGGAGGUGUUGGAAGCUGAAGUAGAGGCAUUAGGAGACCAGGUAGAGCAGGCCAUUCAGAACUGGGGCCUGGAGGAGCUCAGCAGACCCUACAGUCGAAUGAGCAGCCUGAACCAGCAGCUGCAGCACCAGGCUGGACUCAGGGGUCAGAAGCUGAAGGAGGUCCUUCAGCUCCAUGAAUUCAGGCGAGAGUCUUCAGAGCUGGAGGACUGGAUGAACCAGCAGAGACAAACAGCUGAGUCUCAGGACCUGGGCAAUGAUUAUCAGCAUGUUCAGUUGGUUCGAGGGAAGUUUGAAGGCUUCCUGAAGAAGCUGGAGGUUGGCGAGGAGAGACUACAGAACUGCAGAAACCUGGCUGUUCAGCUGAUCCACAACAAACACCCACAGAGCUCUGCAAUCAAAGACACUCUGCAGCAGCUUAGUGCAUCCUGGGAAGAUUUGAAAAGCUUGGCCAAGGAGCGUCAGGAUCAGCUACAGAAAGCUGAGGAAUGUCACCGCUUUUACCAAGACCUGAGUGAUGCGCUAACUCUCAUCCAGGAGCGACACAAAAGCAUCCCUGAUGAUGUGGCAAAGGAUUUGCAUGGAGUGACAUCACAGCUGAGGAAACAUGAGGCCCUGCUCCACGAGCUUGCCACCACAGAGGAACAGUUUCAAGAGCAGCUGGACUCUGUUGACUCUGUCCUGGAGCUUUGCACGCCUGAACUGAGUGUUCGCCUACAGAAAGUGCAGGACGAGGUGGUGGAACGGUGGGAGGAGCUGCGACUUCUUGCUGAGAAGAGAGAAGAGGAGCUCAAGCUGGCUUCCCAGCGAUAUCAAUUCCUUAGCAUGGUGCAAGACUACUUCCUGUGGUGCAGCCAGCUGAUUAGCGCAAUGGCAGUUGAGGAAAGCAUCAGUGAUGUGGCUACCGCUGACCUCCAGCUGGCUCAACAUCAGCAGUUAUUGGCUGAGAUGGAGGCAAGACAGGAGACCUACCAGCAAGCUCUGGACAUGGGAGAAGAGCUGCAGACACAGGACAAAAGCAACCAGAAGGAGGUGUUGGAGAAGAUGGAUGCUCUCCAGUCAGAGAGAGAAAAACUGGAGGAGCACUGGAAGAAGAAACAGAGCUGGUUAGAAACUGUUCACCUGGAGCAGAUCUUCUACAGAGACGUCAACAGCAUGGAGAAGAUGUCCAACUCACAGGAGAUCCUGCUGAAGAACAGCACUCUGGGAAAUACUGUGGAUGAGACAGAAGGUUUGAUCAAACGCCAUGAAGCUUUUGAGAAGCUGCUCAGCUCGCAGGAGGACAAGCUGUCAUCUCUGAAGGAGUUGGCUGAACGUCUGAGGAAACAACUGAGCAAAAAGAAGAGCGGACAAGUCAAAACCAGACUUAAAGCUCUCCUCCAGAGACGAGAGAAAAUUAAAGAGCUUUCUGCCAAACGUGGGGAAGAGCUGGAGCUUUCCAGGCGUCUGUGCAUUUUCAACCGAGAUGUCGCAGAGGCAGAGGAGUGGGUGUCUGAGCGGAUGCAGAAGAUGGCAGAGGACAGCAAAGCUGACCUCAGCAACCUGCAAACCAAGAUGAAACUCCUGCAGAAACAUCAGGUGUUUGAGGCUGAAAUCCUGGCUCACCAUGAGAUCAUCAGUAAUGUACUUUUGGCUGGGGAAGAACUUGUAUCUCUUCACCUGAGGUCCAAAGAGGUAAAGAAGAGUGCAGCCACACUCGAGCUUCACUGGGAAGAGCUGAAGAAGGCUGUGGCCAUCCGUGGCAAAGCUCUGGAAGAUAACAGAGCCUUCCUGGAGUACCUCCAGAAGGUGGAGGAGGUGGAGGCCUGGAUCAGACAAAAGGAGGUUAUGAUUAAUGUUGGCGAUGUUGGAAAGGACUAUGAACAUGGAGUCCAGCUGCUGAAGAAGCUCAGUGAAUUUAGGGGAAGUGAAGAUAAGGAUGUGACAGUGGAUGAUGCUCAUAUCAAAGCCAUCAACAAACUGGCAGCCAAACUAGAAAAAAGACAGAGUGCUGAGGAACUGGUGACUGUGACAAAGAGGAGGCAGCAGCUCAAUGAAAGGUGGAGCAAAUUUCACAUUGAUCUGAAUAAUUACAAGAACCAGCUCGAAGAAGCUCUGGUGGUCCACAGUCUCAUCAGAGAACUGGAGGAGGUCAGAGACAGAGCUAAUGAAAAGAUGCUGCUGCUGCAGGAUCAGGAUUGUGGCUGCGAUGUGGACAGUGUAGAAAACCUGAUUAGACGCCACGAGGAAAUAGAGAGAGAGGCUGGAGUUAUCCAAGAUAGAGCAAAGUCUCUGGAAGAAGGUUUGUUGGGUGAUCUGAGCGCUCAGUCAGUGAUGAGCGACAAGCUGAAGACCAAACAGAAAGAAGUCCAGAAGACUCUGAAAACUUUGGACAAGGAACUCAAACACAGAAAAGAAAAGCUGCAGGAGGCUCACCAGUUGCAGCUUUUCAAGGCUAACCAGCGCCUCCUGCUGGAGUGGAGUCUCAAACAGAGCAGUGAGAUGGCAGAAAAGGGACUUCCCAAGACCAGAACAGAGGCUGACCGGCUCAUUGUGGAGCAUCAGGACUGGAGGACGGAGAUUGACGCUCGUGCUGAACGUAUCGACUCUGUCAGGGACUUUGGUCUGGGUCUCAUCCGGUCUGGUCACAGCUCUAAGUCAGAGAUCCAAAAGGCUUUGAACCAGCUAGAGGAAGCUAAAGCUGGACUGGACCGAGCCUGGUUGAACCGUAACAUAACCUUGGAGCAGGCCCGUACACUACAGAUUUUCCUGACCUCUGUAGAACAAUGUGAGAGCUGGCUCAACAACAGUGAAGCCUUCCUGUCCAAUCAGGACCUCGGGAGCUCAGUGGCAGAGGUAGAAACACUGCAGAGGAAGCAGAUUCAGUUUGAGGAAGCCCUGGAGGCUCAGGGAGACCAGCUGGACCAGGUAGAGAAGCUGGCCCAGGAGAUGAUCCAACAAAAGCACUAUGAUGCCAACAACAUCAGAGCAAAGAGCAAAGCACUGACCACCAGGCGGAGUCAGUUGCAGCGGCAGAGCAGAUCUCGUUACAAAGCUCUGGAUCAAUCACUCCAGCUGCAGCAGUUCUUGUCCAGCAGCUACCAGGUAUGUGUGUGGCUGAAUGAGCGUAACGCCAUAGCACUGGAUGAAAACUGGAGGGAACCAACCAACCUUCAGGCGAAGCUGUUAAAACAUCAGAGCUUUGAAGCAGAGAUCCUCGGCAACCGCUACAGGGUGGAAACCCUCACUAAGGAAGGAGAGAAGCUGCUGUCUGAGUCUCUGUCUGCUGAAGGAAAGGUUCGACCUCGACUCAGAGAGCUGACUGACAGCUGGGAUACUCUGAUCCACAACUGCAAGGAGAAGAAAACUAGACUCCAGGAGGCCUACCAGGCAUUGCAGUUCCAGCGUUCAUUGGAUGACAUGGAGCAGUUCGUGGCGUCAGUGGAGAGGGAGCUGGCCAGUGAGGACUGUGGCAGUGACCUACCCUCCGUGAACAGAUUGCUGAAGGAACUGCAGGGGGUGGAAGAGGAGAUGGAUGGACACCAAGACCGAAUCCAGGGUCUGGUGGACACAGCAAAGAGCUUCCACUCUCAGGGUAACUUCCUGGCUGAGGAGAUUCAGACCAGAGUGGCACACACCAUCAACAGGUAUAACAGUCUGGCGCAGCCCCUGCAGAGACGUAAGGAGAACUUGGAGGCCUGGCAAGUCCUGUUCCAGUUCUACAGAAAUGUGGAGGAGGAAACGGCCUGGCUGAAUGACAGACUGCCCUCCAUCACUGCCAAAGACUUGGGCAGCUCCCUCAGCAGUAGCCAGCAGCUGCUCCAGAAGCACCAGACCUUGAUGCAGGAGAUCUCUGGACGCAUGCCAUUGGUCCAAGCAGUUCAGGAGGCAGGGCGUAGUCUGGUCAGGGGCCGACACUUUGCAUCUCACGAUAUCCGGGAGCGUCUGGAGGACUUAAAGAGUCUGCAUGAGAAGCUGAUGGUAGAGGGUGAGAAGAAAGUGAAACUACUGCAGGAGGCAGUCAGCAUACAUGCCUUCCUCACAGAGGUUUCAGAGCUCCAACUGUGGUUAGAGGAGCAGCAGGUGGGUUUAGAGUCUCGAGACUGCGGGAGGAGUGAGGAGGUGACGGAAGCUAUGCUGAGGAAAUUGGACUCUGUGGCUGUAGAACUGGACAACCAGAGGAGGACAGUGGAGAAGCUGCAGGAGAACGGUGCAUCGUUGCAACACCUUAGGCACCCCAAGAGCCACCUGGUCAGUGAGUCUCUCCCAGCUGUCGUUGAAUGUUUUGAGAUGCUCCUCAGACUUUCUGCAUCCCGUCAUGCCGCUCUGGAAGAUCAGCUCCGUCUCUAUGUGUAUGAGAGAGAAGCUAAAGAACUCCAAACGUGGCUGACCUCCAAGAGAACGAUGGUAGAGUCCACCGACUGUGGACAAGAUCUGGAGGAUGUGGAAGUCCUUCAGAAGAAGCUGGAGGUUCUGGUUUCAGAAGUUUCCGGUUUGGGUCGCAGCCGACUGACCUCAGUACAGCAGCUUGGCCGAGGGCUGCAACAAGACAAUCAGGCUCGCAGGAGGGAUGAUGCACUCAGCAGGCUGUGGGAUGAGCUCAACAGUAGCAUAAGGACAAGAGAACAGAAUCUGCAGGCAGCAAGGGAGAUUCAUCAGUUUAACCACGAUGUGGAAGAACUGAAGGGCUGGAUGGCUGAGAAGGAAGCAGUACUGGACUCAGAGGACCUGGGCCACGACCUGCAUUCCAUCCAGACUCUGAUGAGUCAACAUGAAGCAUUGGAGAGGGACCUGGUUCGAAUCUCUGAGGAAGUAACCAGGAGUAGAGAAGUAGGUCGCACUCUGAGCAAAUCCCAGCCUCAGGCCAGGUCCUCUGUGACUCAGCGGCUAGAUGACCUAGAGGCCUGCUGGACCAGCAUCCAGGACAAGGCCUCCCUACGGCGGGCCAGACUGGGCCAGGCAGAAGAUGUGCAGAAAUACCUUUCCCAGUGGACUGAACUCAUGGCGUGGCUGAAGGAGAUGCUGUCUCUGGUGAGAGGGGAGCCUCAGAGUGGUGAGGGAAGCGACCUGGAACAGCUCAUUAAAAAGCAUGAUGAGUAUCGCGUCCAGAUUGACAGACAACUAAUCAAAUCACAGGCCGUCAAACAAAAAGGAAGUCGUCUGAUUGAGGACGGAAACUUCAUGUCUGAGAAGGUGGAGCAGCGUAUCUGUGAGCUAGAGGAGCUGGAGAUGUGGGUGGAGAAGGUUUGGGAGGAAACCAGGCUGCUGUAUCAGGAGGAUCUGGAGAUUGUCCUUCUGCAGAGAGAGCUGGAGCAGGCUGAGCGCUGGCUGAGCUCCUAUGAAAGCACUCUGAUGGCUGAGGAAUACGGGGAUUCUGUGUCUGACGUUAUGGAGCUCCUUAAGAGGCAGGAGGACUUGGAGGCCAUGAUCCAGGCCCAGAGUGACCGUUUCAUUGCACUUCAGAAAAAGAAAACACAGAGGGAAAACAGACUGGGUCUUCAUGGAAAUGAGGAGAAGGACCUCCAGUACAGACAGCCUCCAGCUAGAGUUUCUUCCCUGAGAAGUAAACCAUCAGAACUAAAGACCCCACGGAUCUCCUCUAGAGACGUUCAUAGGGCCAGCAGUGGCAGGCAGACAGACAGAACAAUCAGACCAUCCAUGCUGGAGAAGAAAACAGAAACUGUUUCUAGUUCUCCUAGCCCUCCUCUCAGCCCACCACUGGGACCUGGAUCAGCUUCAAAGAUUAGCAAAAAAGUAGAAUCGGCUGACAGUUCUGAUGAGUCUGAUGAGUCCAGCCCCAGGCCGACAGUUAACGCCGGGAGAAGGCAAAUCAAAAAUUCACACCUAAAUUCUAACACUCCCCUUGGAGAAUCAGCUGAUUCCUCUUCACAACCGCCUCCUCAGUCCCAUUCACUGAAAGAGACUCGGCCUAGGUCCAAACCACCUGUGGCUCCAAAGCCCAGAAUUUCCUUUUCAGAGCAGGUGUUUGGUCGCCGCUCUGAUUCUCUGAACCAUCCAGAGAAACCCACCACUCCACCAAACUCACCUUCAGCAAUCAGACGACUUGUUGCCCCCACUGAACCGCCACCACCUCCACCUGUGAAAGAAAGAUGUAUUCGCCCUAAAUCACCAACAUCUAGGCAGCCCGAUGUGCCUGGCUCUCCUGCUCCACCUGCUGCUGAUCACCUUACACCACCCAACGCCCCGACGGCCGCACCAAUCACAAAGGAGGAUAAUGAGUCACCUGACCUUAUUCCCCCCUCUCCUAGACCUCGACAAAAGUCUUUAGAUCUAGCAGAGGGGCAACCCGAACCUGAGGUCACACCUGGGGAGCCAAUCAGAAUGGAGGGCGUGUUGGAGAUUAAGCUGAAACAAGGAGGAAACAAGGGUCUGGAGCACUGGGAGGAGGUCUUUGCUGUUCUGCAGGGAGAGACUCUCAGCCUGUUUAAAGACACAGCAGCUGCUGCACAGAGGACCUCUAGGUGGCCUCCUAUCAACGUAGUUGGAGCAGUUUGCAGGGAGAAUCGCUACUACAGAAGGAAGGAGAACACUUUCAGACUAAUACUGGAGGAUGGCAGUCAGUAUGUAUUUGCAGCAUCAAGCAAGGAGCUCCAGCUCGUCUGGAUGAAAAAGCUCCAGAACUGUCCGGAAUCUGCCAGCAGUGACUCUGACGACUCCGGGUGA
This is a messenger RNA of Pelmatolapia mariae (spotted tilapia), 11988 nucleotides long. RefSeq names its product spectrin, beta, non-erythrocytic 5 (gene sptbn5). Lineage: Eukaryota; Metazoa; Chordata; Actinopteri; Cichliformes; Cichlidae. Gene Ontology annotation, molecular function: actin filament binding. Gene Ontology annotation, cellular component: cell projection; cortical actin cytoskeleton; cell junction. Bases 1 to 11988 code for a protein of 3995 amino acids. The transcript has 77 exons. The record is from RefSeq and is a predicted model, not a curated record. Gene Ontology annotation, biological process: actin cytoskeleton organization.